GACCUGACCGACUCGUUUCAAGAUCCCAAGGCGGUGUUAAGUCCGAGUGGACGGUUACAGCUGGCGCUCCAACACGUGGUACCGCUCGGGAAACCAGACUUCAGAUAACUAUUUGGUCUCAUUACAUUAUCUGUAACUCCAUGUUAUUUAAUGAUUUGGGUGAAAGUUCGACUACCAAAAUAUCUUCAGCCCCGGGGAGGAAAUGAACCAAUAGAUUAAAGAGAACCGCGAAAACUGCAAGACGCAGCGCUUCUUCUUUACACUGUAUCCAUGUAUGUUUUUUUUAAGCUAUAGAUUGUUAGGUAAAACAGAUUGAACUUGUGCUGCUGAAAACAUUACGUUUUAGGCCUAUCUGUCGGGUACGGUAAACUUUUGGAAAGCGCUGAAUGUCCCUAAAUGAAAAAAGGCGAAUUCAGGCACUUUCGUUUCAGUUGAGGGGUUAAACCAAAAUAGUUGAGUGUCGAGUUUAUUCCCGAUGAGUAUUACGGAGAAGACUUGAAUAAUAUGAGUGAGAAACAAGCGCUAGAAGACACUAAACCGAGAGAGGAUCAGAGUAACUGGAAGGCGGACUCUGAGAACCAUGUCAAACUGGAGGGGGGCAACGUCGCAAAACCCUGCGAGGACUUGAGCGAGGGGGGCGGUCAUGAAGCGCUGCAACCUACCCGUCUUUACCACCGACGCUGGUUGAUUGUCCUCCUAUUCGCCUCAUAUUCGUUGAGCAACUCUUACCAAUGGAUACAGUACAGCAUUAUCAGCAACAUUUUCAUGAAGUUCUACAACAUCGACACGUUCACCAUAGACUGGAUGUCUAUGAUCUUCAUGCUGACAUACAUUCCUUUAGUCUUCCCGGUGACCUGGCUGCUGGAUAAAAAGGGGCUCCGGGUCAUCGCGCUCGUGGCCACAGCGCUCAACUGUGCGGGGACGUGGAUCAAAGUAGCCAGCGCCAGACCCGACCUGUUCGCCGUGACCUUCUUGGGACAGUUCUGCUCCUCGUUCGCGCAGGUCUUCAUCCUUGGGAUGCCGUCUAGAAUCGCGUCGGUGUGGUUUGGUUCAGGGGAAGUGUCCACGGCCUGCUCCAUCGGAGUCUUCGGGAAUCAGCUGGGUAUUGCCAUCGGGUUCCUUGUGCCUCCUAUCCUGGUGCCUAAUGUGGAAGACGUGAAUGAGCUGGCUCAUCACAUCCGAAUCAUGUUCUACAUAACGGCAGGAGUGGCUACUUUACUCUUCAUCCUUGUUGUCUUUGUUUUCCAGGACCGUCCUAAAAUUCCUCCGACUCAGGCCCAGGCCACAGCUCGUAGCAUCCCGGCAGAGCAGUAUUCCUAUAUAGCCUCCAUCCGAAGGCUGCUGUGCAACAGGUCCUUCAUGCUCCUCGUCAUCACCUAUGGUCUGAACGUUGGUUGUUUUUAUGCUGUCGGGACCCUGCUGAACCGCAUGAUCAUCUCGCAUUACCCUGGAGAAGAAGUGAAUGCUGGGAGGAUUGGCCUUACCAUUGUCAUCGCUGGGAUGGUUGGCUCCCUCAUCUGCGGCGUUUGGUUGGACAGAACAAAAACCUACAAGCAGACCACCUUUGCAGUCUACCUCAUGUCUCUGGUGGGGAUGAUAGUUUAUGCUGCCACACUCAGUCUGGGACACCUCUGGGUGGUUUUCAUCACUGCUGGAGCUCUUGGGUUCUUCAUGACGGGCUACCUCCCACUGGGCUUUGAAUUUGCAGUCGAACUGACGUACCCGGAGUCAGAGGGAACCUCUUCUGGAAUCCUCAACUGCUCGGCACAGGUGUUCGGAAUUAUAUUCACCAUUUGCCAAGGGAAGAUCAUUGAUGAUUACGGCACACUGGCAGGAAACAUCUUCUUGUGCGUCUUUCUCCUAAUAGGCACAAUAAUGACAGCUUUAAUCAAGUCUGAGCUCAAGAGGCAAAACGCUAACCUGCAGGCCAAAGCAACCGCGGAGAGGCACAAGUCAGGACACGACUACGGAGCCACAGCGUUAAUCUCCGAGCUGCAGACUUCUUCUCAAGCCUGAUCAAUAAACUUUUCUGCUUCUACAAAAAAAAAAAAAAAAAUCUCAAAUCUUAGCUCAUCACAAGGGUGCACAAAGGUAGGAGCACAAAGCAAUCACCACACACUGCCACUGAUCAAGAGCACCUGCUGUACACCCUUUCACUGUUACACCUGUUUUACUGUCUCUGUUUGUUUCUGAAGAUCAAAAAAAAAAAUAAAAAUCACACAAUCAUGAAAAUGUGAUUUCUUUUUUCUUUUUCUUUUUUUGGCACAAAGCCUUUUUUUCAUUUUCUGAAACUCUCAAAGUACCUCAGUAGCAAUUCUAUCAAAUUUAGCUAAAGUCACUUAAGGUUAAAUAAGUUAGCUGGGAGUAAUCAUUAACCCCUAUAUGGACUAUAAACCUAUUGAGUUUUUGGCAAUAGCCAUGUGAUUCGGAAAAAACAUCAUCACGUGUGAUUACAGCUCCUUCUAAUUAUUCUAUUUUUGGACAGCUGAUUGGCUCAAGUUCCCCUCAUAAAUGUGAACGGGACAUCCACAUAGAAAUAAAAGAUUAUGACUUAUCACAGUAAUAAAUCAGUAUAGUAUAAUGUGAUUAUACAACUGGUUUGAUUCGCUUUAGCGGCCUCAUGUUUCAGGAGCGCAGCAUGUGAAGCUGUUGCCCUCGGUAUGGGUUUGAAUGGAGUGAAUCACACUGUCAUGCUUGUGGUUUUUCAGCCCAGUACUGACUGAUUUUCCUGUCCUUCUGUUGCCUGUGCUUGCUCACAGUGCUGUCAUCCUGGAUCCCCCUAAUACCAAGUGUGACACCAUAGAUUUCAUUCAGUUUGGCACUCACAGCCUGACUUAAAAUGGACCUUUCUCUAAAUGUCACCACAGUCUUUAACAAUAAGAAAAUGCAAGCGCUAAUUGUGAUGCGCAAAAGUUUGGCUUGCUACUAACUUUGUACUUCAUAACCCACCUUCAGCCGUUCUUCAGUCGAGCUUGUGAAGAUGUUUCACUUGGAGUCUUUUUUUUUUUUUUUACUGAUUCGGAAAUUGCGUCUUUUUUUCCUCCAAGCGUGCUGUGAUCGUGGCAGACAUUCAGGCACUGAUUUUUGUCAUGAUGGUCACAUGUAAAGUUUACUUUGGACUUGUGGGUGAGGCAAACCUUCCUGCACCUUUUUUUUUUUUUUUGCAGUGCUGUGAGGGUUUUCUUUGCCUUUCUGUCCUGCAGACACGUAAUUUUAUCUCAGAAUUUUCUUGAUCUUCCAGUGCAUGAUCUCCACAGUUCCUCUUUUCUGCCAGUGGAAAUUUAAAGCUGGAAGAUCUCUUAUUUAUUUUAGCAGUGCUCAAUCAGUUAGCUUCAUCUUUGACCCCAUGAUUUAGUCGAGUGUCACAACAAGUCCUGGAACGGUUCUUCAUCUUACCUCAUCUGUUAAUUAAGGUUCUAAGCUGUAAUUAUUGAGUUUUUCUUAUUCAUAAGUUUAGGAAUGUUUGAAAAAAUGCUAUUUAACACUCAAAGCAGCACUUCGUUGCGUCAAUCAUGUUAUUACAAUUUUUAAAACCUUUGCAAACAUAUAUUCACUGACAUUUGUUCGGUUCUUGAAGAAAUUAGAACAUGUAGCAAAAUUCUUUCCUUUCACAUUUAACUGGAUCAGUUAUUCAUAAGUUCAUUUAUCAGGGUGUGUAUGAACAUAAGCACAUAAGCUAUCUUUACAACUUUAUACACUGUGAUGUUUAGCUGAGCUUAUGUCAAUCCAUUGUUUUUCAUUACUCCAAAGACUCUUUUGGUGGAAGCUAGCCCAGACAGACUAAAGUCUACAGAGAUAAAAGGCAUUUUAUGUGUUGCAUCCAUGAAACCACUGAUCUUACCCAUCUCUUUUGAUCUAUAGGGUCCUUCCGACUGGCACAAUGGAAGCCCGAAUGCAUCUUCUGUUAUCAUUGAAGCCAAGCUUUAGAUAAAAACAACAACACACACUAACAAGCCUCAAAAAUGACUGUGAUCUUGUUCUUCUUAUACUGUAAAAGAAGCCUUUAGAUAGAAUUCCCUUCUAAGAAGAGCUCGGGUAGAUCUACACAGUGUUGUACAUGAAUGAAUGAAGUCACUAAUCAGAAAUAUUUUUUUAAUAUUUAAAUAUUAAUGUCAUGAGUGGAUCUGCAAGACAAAUCUGAGAAACUUUUGUGCCUCAACAAUUUUAUCUGUGUAGUGCACAGCUGAUUAUGUAUAGAGUGGAAACAAUAUUUUUCAUUGUAUGCAAUAUCUGUGUAAAUACAGUUUGAGAGAUUUAGUAGAAAAUUUAGGGAGAGAUUUUUAAAGAAAUUAGGGAACUGUUUACUUAGAAUUUAGGGAAAGAUUUAGAUUUAAUCCAUAGCUUCUACUGUGAGGGAAGACUAGGAAAAAAAAAGAUGAAUUAUAGUUGUGUUGUUGUAUUUUUGUUACACAUUCAUGUUUAACAUGAAAUAAAAACAUUGCAUAAAGUUCA
This is a messenger RNA of Archocentrus centrarchus (flier cichlid), 4452 nucleotides long. RefSeq names its product FLVCR choline and putative heme transporter 2b (gene flvcr2b). Gene Ontology annotation, biological process: heme export; transmembrane transport. The transcript is spliced from 10 exons. Bases 505 to 2016 code for a protein of 503 amino acids. Gene Ontology annotation, molecular function: heme binding; heme transmembrane transporter activity. The record is from RefSeq and is a predicted model, not a curated record. Gene Ontology annotation, cellular component: membrane. Lineage: Eukaryota; Metazoa; Chordata; Actinopteri; Cichliformes; Cichlidae.